This is a messenger RNA of Cariama cristata (Red-legged seriema), 1907 nucleotides long. RefSeq names its product myosin-3-like. The annotation marks the transcript as partial. NCBI's taxonomy places the organism in Eukaryota, Metazoa, Chordata, Aves, Cariamiformes, Cariamidae. The record is from RefSeq and is a predicted model, not a curated record. Gene Ontology annotation, molecular function: cytoskeletal motor activity; protein binding; ATP binding. The transcript has 12 exons. Gene Ontology annotation, cellular component: myosin complex.
UUGCUGACAAGGCUGCCUACCUGAUGGGUCUGAACUCAGCUGAUCUGCUUAAGGCCCUCUGCUACCCCCGAGUCAAGGUUGGGAAUGAGUACGUGACCAAAGGUCAAACUGUGCAGCAGGUAUACAAUUCAGUAGGUGCCUUGGCAAAGGCUGUGUUUGAGAAGAUGUUCUUGUGGAUGGUUAUUCGCAUCAACCAACAGCUGGAUACCAAGCAACCAAGACAGUACUUCAUUGGUGUCUUAGACAUUGCUGGCUUUGAGAUCUUUGAUUUCAACAGCUUCGAGCAGCUGUGCAUCAACUUCACCAAUGAGAAACUGCAACAGUUCUUCAACCAUCACAUGUUCGUGCUGGAGCAGGAGGAGUACAAGAAGGAAGGCAUUGAAUGGGAGUUCAUUGACUUUGGGAUGGACCUGGCUGCCUGCAUUGAGCUCAUUGAGAAGCCCAUGGGCAUCUUCUCCAUCCUGGAAGAGGAGUGCAUGUUCCCCAAGGCAACUGACACCUCUUUCAAGAAUAAGCUCUAUGACCAGCAUCUGGGCAAGUCCAGUAACUUCCAGAAGCCCAAGCCUGCCAAAGGCAAGGCUGAGGCCCACUUCUCCCUGGUACAUUAUGCUGGUACAGUGGACUACAACAUCUCUGGCUGGCUUGACAAGAAUAAGGACCCCCUGAAUGAAACUGUUGUGGGGUUGUACCAGAAAUCAUCGUUGAAAACACUGGCCUUGCUCUUUGCUUCUGCUGCAGGAGAGGCAGAGAGUGGUGGCGGUGGUAAAAAGGGAGGCAAGAAGAAGGGUUCUUCUUUCCAGACUGUAUCAGCUCUUUUCAGGGAGAACCUAAACAAGUUGAUGACCAAUCUACGGAGCACUCACCCCCAUUUUGUGCGCUGUAUCAUCCCCAAUGAAACAAAAACACCUGGUGCCAUGGAGCAUGAACUGGUGCUACACCAGCUGCGCUGUAAUGGUGUGCUGGAAGGGAUCAGAAUUUGCAGGAAGGGAUUCCCCAGCAGAAUCCUCUAUGCAGACUUCAAACAGAGAUACAAGGUGCUUAAUGCCAGUGCUAUCCCAGAGGGACAGUUCAUUGACAGCAAGAAGGCUUCUGAGAAGCUUCUCGGGUCAAUCGAUGUGGACCACACCCAGUACAAAUUUGGCCACACCAAGGUGUUCUUCAAAGCUGGGCUGCUGGGACUCCUGGAGGAGAUGAGGGAUGAGAAGUUGGCACAGCUCAUCACCCGCACUCAGGCCAGGUGCAGGGGCUUCCUGAUGAGAGUGGAGUACCAGAGAAUGGUGGAGAGGAGGGAGUCCAUCUUCUGCAUCCAGUACAACGUUCGUUCAUUCAUGAAUGUCAAGCACUGGUCUUGGAUGAAGCUGUUCUUUAAGAUCAAGCCCUUGCUGAAGAGUGCAGAAUCUGAGAAGGAGAUGGCCAACAUGAAGGAAGAGUUUGAGAAAACCAAGGAAGAGCUUGAAAAGUCUGAGGCAAAGAGGAAGGAGCUGGAGGAGAAAAUGGUUUCUCUGCUGCAGGAGAAAAAUGACCUGCAGCUCCAAGUGCAGGCUGAAGCAGAUAGUUUGGCUGAUGCUGAGGAAAGAUGUGACCAGCUCAUCAAAACCAAAAUCCAGCUGGAAGCCAAAAUUAAGGAGGUGACUGAAAGGGCUGAGGAUGAAGAAGAAAUUAAUGCUGAACUCACAGCCAAGAAGAGGAAACUGGAGGAUGAAUGUUCAGAGCUGAAGAAAGAUAUUGACGAUCUUGAGUUAACACUGGCCAAGGUUGAGAAGGAAAAACAUGCCACUGAAAACAAGGUGAAAAACCUCACAGAGGAGAUGGCCACGCUGGACGAGACCAUUGCCAAGCUGACAAAAGAGAAGAAAGCCCUCCAAGAGGCCCAUCAGCAAACACUGGAUGACCUGCAGGCGGAAGAG